This is a messenger RNA of Setaria italica (foxtail millet), 1930 nucleotides long. RefSeq lists its product as uncharacterized. Bases 205 to 1611 code for a protein of 468 amino acids. The transcript is spliced from 2 exons. The record is from RefSeq and is a predicted model, not a curated record. NCBI's taxonomy places the organism in Eukaryota, Viridiplantae, Streptophyta, Magnoliopsida, Poales, Poaceae.
CGCCUCUUAAACCCGCCUCUUCCUCUUUCCCCGCCCCGAAUCGCGUCCCCCCAGUUCACACCGCAAAUUUCGAAAAAUCCCCCACCUGAUCCGACCUAAUCCCGCCUCAGAUCGCGCGAGGGGAGCAGGAAUCCGCGCUCCUCAUCCCCGCCCACCCAUCGAUCGAUUCAGCAGCCGAGCGCGAAGGGUUCUCCCGCGGCGGCGAUGGAGGAGGAUCCGUUGAUCCCGCUGGUGCACGUCUGGAACAACGCCGCGUUCGACCACGCCUCCGCCUCCUCCGCGUGGCACGCCGCCCACACCGCGGCCGCGGAUUCGGGCGUCGCCGAGGGGGACAAGGAGAACCACCGCCCGGAGCCCGAGGCCGCCGCCGACGUCCAAGCGGAGAUCGGCCACAUCGAGGCGGAGAUCCUGCGCCUCUCCUCGCGGCUCCACCACCUCCGCACCUCCUCCAACCAGACGCCGGAGCCCAAGCGCGGCGCGGGGGAGGCCGCGCCCGCGGCGAAGGCGGUGGUGGUGCGGCCGCGGACGAGGGGGCUCAGCCUCGGGCCUCUCGACGUCAUCGCCGCCGCCAAACCCAACCCGUCGCUCCACGAGAAGCAGCAGCAGCCGCCGCCGCGCGCCGCGCAGCCGAAGCCGAUCAAGCAGGCUCCGGCGCCGCGAGGCAGGGGGUUCAGCCUCGGGCCCCUCGACAUCGUCGCCUCGAACCCUAGGGUGCCCGCCGCCGCGCCGCAGAGGAAGGUUCAGGGCGAGGGCGGUCCCGCGCGCCCGAUCCUGAAGCCGAUCAAGGAGCCCCCGGUGCAGCGGCGCAGGGGAGUCAGCCUCGGGCCCUUGGAGAUCCACCACGGCGCCGGCAGCAAGCUGGGGGCGGCAGCGGCAGCGGCGCGGGUCAAGCCGUUCUCCAGUAAGCUCUCUUCCGUCCGAGAAGAUGGCCAGCGUUCCAAGCAGAACGCCGUCCCCGCCAGACCUUGGCCAUCCAGCAAUGCCAGGCAAGGGACUGCAGCAAGCAGAGCCAAGGCGAGGAGCGGGAGCAUGAGCCCCAGGUCCAGGAGGCAGUCGGCUUCCAAGGCUACUGAGACAGCGGGAGGCAACACCAAGGCUACAGAGACAAGGGGACGCAAUGCUGCAAUUGCAGUUAACAAGGGGGAUGAUGAGCUCAAGCCCAAAGGCGUGGUCAAUCACACAGGCAAUGCAGCCGUUGCGAAGAGGCCAGCGGGGAGCUCCAAGGUCAGGAUCGUCCCAAGUCGCUACAGCCUCACGCCUGGCUCAUCCCUGGCAGCUGGAACACAAGAGAAGCGGUGUAAGCAGUCUCUCCCAGGUUUGGCAGGUGGUUCAAGCCAGAGGGUGGAGAUCAGAGCAAAGCUUACAGAGCCAUCGACUGAUGAGCUGUCUCCUGAAACCAUCGCCAAGGUUGCAGAGCUGCUCCCAAGGAUCAGGACCAUGCCGCCUUCUGAUGAGAGCCCACGCGACUCGGGAUGUGCCAAGCGUGUUGCGGAUUUGGUCGGGAAGCGAUCCUUCUUCACCGCUGCCAUGGAUGAUGGCAAUGCCGUCACACCCUACCAGGCACGGGUGCUCGAAGUUGAAUCACCCGAGGCAGGAGAAGCAGCAGCAUGAUAAGUUCAGUUCCGACCAACAGCUCGGUUCCCCUUCUUCGUGAGUGUUUUAAGUGCCUGCUUGACUUGAGCUUGCAUCUGGGUGAGGCCUUUUUUGCAGUGUGCUACUACAUAGUCUACUGUAACAUUCAUAUCAUAUCUCAUGUCCUAUUUCUUUUGUCGAGACUUUGCUAGUAAAUGUAUGUGACCUUGCAAAAAGAGAGUGAAAAGGUCCCUGCUCCAGUGGGUACUUCGAGUUGUAAGUGUGUUCUCGGUUUGAUGAAGUACAGGAUCAUGGUUUGGGUUGAUAAUAUGCCUUCUCCUUUUGUCCUGUUUUGCUU